GUUGCUGAAGGUCUUCCGAGGGGGUGGAAAAAGAAUCGGCAGAGAGAAACUUGGGGGGCAGCGCGAAAAAGGAAAACAAACGGAGGGGUUGACGUGACGUGAGAAAAAAAGUCGGUGGAAGAGGAAAAACGGUGUGAAGAAUGAACAAAGUGAUAGAUCAACGGAAGAAGAAAAAAAAGUGAAAAAGUGCAAAAGGAUAUUGGAGUAGUAUAUCGAAACGCGCAUUUCGGUAUUUGAAUACCGCCAACAGAUCGACGAUAUGAUUCUGUGACGAGGAAUUACUGAGCGGUGCGUUGAUCACGCUCGAUCACUUUGAUUUCCAUGAUCGCGAUUCACCAUUCGGUCUAAAGUCUUCAAGGAGAGCUUCCGCAAGUUUCAACGGUCCAGCGCAGUCUUCUUCAACGCUGUGUCGCUUGCGCGUCGCGAAAUUCAAUCUCAGCGUUUAGAGAUCGCUCGCUCGCGAUCCAUCUCUCAUCUUUGGAAAUCUGUCUUGAAAAAAAGGAAGAUGCGCCGUCCGGACUCCGGAUUCAACUAAAGCUCUUCGAAGGAGGAAAGAAAGGAAUCCACCGUUGGAUCAGUGUGCGUUCAGACAGUGCGGGUGGAUGUAUGACGACAACAACAACGUUCGUUCCUUGGUGAUCGGUGUUGCUAUGAUCGUGCCGCGUUGGUCCUGUCACGUGGAACGAUCAUGAUUUACUUUAGGCCGCACGACGGUAGGAGUCUACGGUACAACGCGAACGCGAGACACUUGAACGUGCUCGUCGUGCCGCUCUUUCCGCUCUGGAUUAUCGGCGCGUUCUGCGUGAAGGACAUACCCAUAUCACACAUCGUGGCACUGGUCGGAGAUUCUGCCUAUCUUCCCUGCGACAUAUCAACCACUCACGAAGGGGACUCCGUGCAUCUUGUGCUCUGGUAUCGCGAGGAUCUCGGUACAUCAGUUUACAGUAUUGACGCCAGGAACCGGGAAUUUGGAGUUGCUGAAAGAUGGUCGGACAACAGCGUAUUCUCGAAUCGCGCCUAUUUUAUGCUGGACAAGCAACCAGCACAGCUAGGCGUCGAGAACACGAGAGAAGAAGACGCCGGUAUCUACAGGUGUCGUGUCGAUUUUCAAAUUGGCCAGACGAGAAAUUCCAAAGUCAAUUUAACAGUUAUUGUACCACCGCGCAAGAUCACGAUUGUCGACGAGAACGAGAACAGACGAGACACAAUGGUCGGACCGUAUAUGGAAGGCGCUAAUCUAAGGCUCUUCUGCGACGUCCAUGGCGGUAAACCGGCCCCAAUGGUGUCUUGGUAUCGCAACGACAGAUUCGUCACAAAUCGGACCACAAUGCCAAACAGUGGUGUGACACGUAGCGAGAUCGUUGUACAGAACUUAAGCCGGGACGACGUUCACUCGGUGCUGACCUGCAACGCCACGAAUAACAAUAGGUCGAUUCCGCUGUCGUCAUCAGUUCGCGUAGACAUGCGUUUCAACCCCUUGGAAGUGAAAAUAAUUGACGGAAACCGGCCACUGUCGGCGGGCAAGAAAUACGAUCUGGUAUGCACAACUUCCGGUUCCAGACCACCAGCUAGCGUUACCUGGCGGAGGAACGGUCAACGCUUAGUGGAUUCCAAGGAGACCACCUCCGUCGAUGGGAACACGACCACCAGCGUUUUAUCUUUCAUGGCGACGAAAGCAGACGCAGGCAGACACUUGUCGUGUCAAGCUGAAAAUCGAAUCAUGGGAACUGCGCCGAUAGAGGACGGCUGGGUACUCCAGAUACAAUAUACGCCAGAGACGCAGAUCCAGCUCGGCACGUCGCUGAAUCCUAACACCAUACGCGAAGGCACGGAUGUCUACUUCGACUGUCUCAUACAGGCCGAGCCGUCGGUGUACAAGGUGGAAUGGCGACAUCAGGGCAAGGCACUCCAUCACAACAUCACGCAGGGCAUCAUAAUCAGCAACCAGAGUUUAGUGCUGCAGGGAGUUGAUCGUAAAAGCGCUGGCAAUUACACGUGCGUGGGAUACAAUACUGAGGGUGACGGCGAAAGCUCGCCUUUUUAUCUAAACGUGAUGUUCGCCCCUACGUGCAAGCCAAACCAGACGAAGGUCCACGGUGUAGCGAAACAGGAGAAGGCGAAUAUAUCCUGCCAAGUGGAUGCAAAUCCGCCGGAAGUGCAAUUCAAGUGGACCUUUAAUAACUCCGCCGAGAGUAUCGACGUUGCGGCCGGCCAUAUCGCGCGAGCUGGCACAUCCUCCAUCGUCUCAUACACACCAAUGACGGAAUUAGAUUACGGCACGUUACUCUGCUGGGCCAGCAAUCACAUCGGGCAACAACAAGUGCCCUGUGUAUAUCACAUUAUACCGGCGGGCCGACCAGACAUGGUUCACAAUUGCACGACCUCGAACACGUCGACCAACUCGUUUUCCGUGCGGUGCACGGAAGGGUUCAACGGCGGCUUGCCGCAAUCCUUUCUGCUGGAGGUGCGCGAGAGCAACAGCCAGGAGUUGCGUGCCAAUCUGACGUCGCCGGUGCCGCGCUUCAGCGUCACUCACUUGGAGUCCGGCGCCCUUUAUCAGGCCUGCAUUUACGCCUACAACGACAAGGGUCGUAGUGAGGCAAUGGUGGUGCAGGCCGGCACUUUAAGGCUACCGGAAAAACAACUGACGUCCGAGUCAGAACGACCGAGGCAGCAUGACAACUUGACACCGAUGUUGAGCGUGACGAUCGGCGUUGUGAUGGCUCUCAUUAUCGUCGCGGUUAUAGUGAUGGUCGUCUUACGGAUUCAACACACGCACGUAGAAGAGCAGAACAAGUCGCAGAUGGAGGAUCACGCGAAGCAGACGAAAGCCGUUCCCAUACAGAGGGAACUACGAUUCCGAGAGGGAUGCAGUUUGCUUGCGGACGAGAAGCAUCCCAGCAGUCCGUUUCGAAAGUUGGAAACCAGCGGUGAUCUCAGUGAAAGCGACGAGAAAAAUCCUGACAUUAUUCCACAGCAAAUUACUGGUGAUGAGCCGUCGGAAUAUUUAAGGAAGAGACGUCUGGUAUCAACGAUCGAGACGUCACCAUCAAGAAGCCUUCUGGAGCACUCAACGGUGACUUCUAUCAGCGGACACAGCAGUUACGUCGGAUAUUGCACGAUCCGCAAUGGUAUGCCACUGCACGAGUUCUCCAACUUGUCAACGAAGCACAAAAGCUUUCAGCCGAUGGUGGGUGACGUCUAUGAGAGCGGUAUGUGUACCUUACCCAGGCAACAUUGGCCCAGCCAGAGCGUUCAAUCGAUGUCGAUGACAAUGAGUCCUCCGAUAUUGUACGCCGGUCUGGGCGUCGUCACCAGGACCUGUCCGAGCGGCACGCUGCCGACGAAGGACUGUGAGACACGAGUGCCCGGUCAGUGUUGUCCAGCAAUCCAGACACAGAAGGACACGACGAUAGGCACGCCAGUGGUGAUGGCCAAGAGGGAGAGCUCUGUGUGACCCUACACCCACCACGGGGCCUGCACCUGCAGCGUGAGCGAGUUGCUGUGAAUCACGCCGUUGUCAAUCGCGAGAUAGCCGCGGAUCCUGGAUGACACGAGCGAUCCAGGAAACGUUCGGGAGAUGUCUACAGGUCACGCGAAAAUUGGAACGUCUUUUAGGAACGAAGCUUCAAUUUAAAUUCCGAAAGACGUUUGGACAAUCGUUAUUUAGAUCUGAAAAUUGAGAUGUCUUCUUUGAACGAUUUGUAGGGGGAUGUUUUCUUUUACCAAACUGGAAUGUCCCUCCGACGUCGCUUGUGUCGUCCGGAACGCUUGGGCGAGCCGGUUUGAGUUCGACAGAUUUAUGUUUCCACUCCAUGACAAACGUCACGAUUUGCGUCUCUCUGUUGAAUCAAGUGCCCUUUUUACACUGAAAAACGACAAAUAUCCUGACCGGCUGAUCUGCCGGCUUCUCUCAUCUCUUGUGCGUAGCCUCGUGAUCGAGCCCCGAUGGAACCAAGACGGGCACCUUAUAUGGUAGAGAGAGAGAGAGUGAAUUUACGAAAAUGUGCGUGUGCGCGAGCUCACCAGCUUGCCGCACAUACUUCUGUACAUACCUCGAGACACGGAAGAUAUUUUGUACGAGUCGCGUAUAUUAACGAUUUAUUCCCACUUUUACUAUGAACACAACACUGUACAAUUUGUCUAGUCGAUGUAAGUAUAAAUAUGUAUAUGCGUUAAAGUCGUCGGGGAGGCGUCAGACCAGAAUAACGUACACUGAGGGGGAUGAUCAUCACCGUCGCGUCACGCGGGUCACGCCGCACGCGCGAUAUAAUUAUUUAUAACGUUGACAAUGCGUAAAUGCGAAAUAGCGGGACUCUCGCGGGUACGGGAGAGAGAACGGGGGGAGGAGGGAAGGGGAGGGGAGAGGUGAAGUUGUCAGAGACAUAUCGUUUGUAUCUCUAUCCGCGGGAAUCGAGUACGAGACGAGGCGUACGAAGAGCAGCGAAGUAAUGAGACGAAAGACGAAGAAAGAGGAAAGAAUGAUGAAGAAGAAAAAAAUAAAAUAAAUCCCCGUUGCGCUUUCGUCUCAGUCUGCAGGAUUCUGGAUUUCACCGUAAUAUUAAGUAUCUCUUGUACAAUGUAUAAAGUAACGACUUCCUUCGAAGUAAAUGUACCGAGUACGAUGAACGUUGUUUUUUCAAAGUCUUGAAUCUUACUCUAUAUAGAGAGAUGCCCCCAAUUAAAAAAAAAAAAAAGUGUGGUACAGUAAUCGCGAUAGCACUUCUAACUUACUGCCUGUUUCGACGCUUGUGAAUCUCGUUGGUAACUUCAUUUGGCAGAGGUUUCUCGACCUCUCUGUAUCAUAUAGCUUUAAAAUGAAAAAAAAAGAAGAAGAGAAACGAAGGUUCGUCGAAGGGCGCCUCGUCAUAUCCUCCGUACGAUACAGGGAUAAUCUCAUCUCAUCGUUGAUUAGAACGGCUCGAGUCGCAUCUCUGACUACCAGGCUGCUAAUUCGCGAAAAGUAAGGUGAAAAUUGACCAUGUAGCCUUUCCCUUGAUAUCGAGCAGUCGAUUACUGGGCGGUGCAUUUCAGCUAUAUAUUAUUACGUGAGACGCGCGUCAGAAGUCUCUCCUUUUCGCGCGAAAUGAUAAUACCCCGUACUUUGCUUCGAUCUGUACAGAUUGAUUUUUCGCGUAUAGGAUUUACGCUCCAAGCACGCGACGAUCCUUCUGCGACUGCAAGGACUCACGUGAGACUCAGAGUGCCCUUCAUACAGCGUGAGAAGAAGAGAGAGAUCUUUCGAUGUUCACGUAUUAUAUCUAAAUAAGAUCGUCGUGUAUCUAAUCGUUCUAGAAUUCGAUAACAUAAUCGUAAUUAAUCCGAUGAUAAAUGAUCGCAAAUUUUUUCUGACGUUACAGCGCGUUUUUACGCUCUCUACGAAGCAGCAAUAUCGAUCUAGUUUAGAAAACUAGAACAGGAACACGAGACGAAACUCUUUCAAACGUGUUUCGAGAGCGCGAAAGUUAACAUAACUUUCUUCAUCGCAUUGUUCCUUUUACAUUUUAAUUAUUAAGCAUUAAAUAAUUUUCCGUCUCUUUAUAAGCGAGUUUUAUCUUCAAACGAAGUCACGAUUUCUGUCUCUUUUGACGCGGCCAAGUCAUCAAAAGCCAAAAGUUUCGAUGAAGCAGCACGGUAUUUGUCUACCAGAUCGAAACUUCGCGUAAAUUGACUAUAAAGGGAAUGUAGGUUGUGACUGUUUGCAGUCGCGUCGUCGUUGCAGUCUGUUAUACGUGCUUGCAAAUGAAUAUGCAUAGAAGACGGUCCUCACACACGGACGAAGCAUCCACGUUUCAGUGGGAAACGACAGGUGAUUAUCGAGGAUACUUAGCGAAUUAUUCGAUGUGUAAGGAAUGUAGAAAACGGCGAAGUCGAAGAUUUUAUGAGCCGUAAAAAGCUAUCACGAGAAUUUCUAGGGCGAACACGUUGUUUUCUCAAUCGCUUAGAUGUUACGUUAACGCGUCGCUCCCGUGAAGAAGAUCUAUUAACAUUUAAAAAAAAAAUGAGAUGAAUCGUUGAUUAUUAUUAUUACUGCCAUUAAUGGAAUUGAUGUCGGAACAUUGUGAGUGUAUGUUGUCGAAGAGAAUUUUUAGUAAUCGUUGAUACGCAAUUGAUACGCGCGUUCCUCCCCCUCCUCCCUCCCUCCCCCUCCCCUUGUUAUAACUUUUGCACACACAUAGAGAUUGUAGCCGUAUACAAUAUAAAAGAACGUUGCAACAAAGAGAUUCUACGAUCCGACGACGGGGAAAUGUCACAGAAACGAAAAAACGUACAAUAAAACCUGGAUCCAAACUGCCAAAGUUUUCUAUACUUCGUUCGUACAUAUAUGAUAUCACUAUAUACGCCCACUAUGAGAAAAGGUGUGAACUUUUUAAUAAAUAAUAAAUAGAUUUUUUUUCUAACGAAAGACACACGAUUGUCUGAGAAAAUAUAUUUAUUAAUUCCAUUUUAUCAACACGUUUAAUUAAAUCCGAGGAAACAUCACAAGAGGAAAAGAAGAAAGAAAGAAAGAAGAUAAGUCAUCAUUUUUCCGCAUUUUGCUUGCGAGACAGUUGGUUUCCAGGGCACAUUUCUACUUUUCGCUGUUUCCGGUGAUCCGGAACCUUUCGGCCAUCGAACGCGUCGCGAGGCAUAAUAUCGCAAGGCGGUGGCCAAACAUUAUUAUCUGCAAAACGAUUAAACGAUAUUUGUCAGCCAGCACUGGAAGAUUAACGUGAGUGUCGAUGUUCAAUCGCGCAUGAAUCGUACAGUUAAUUCUCAGUGAAAACAUGAUAUCGACGUCGAUUGCACUCAGUGUAACUUAAGUAUCGAUCGAAAAAUGAGACAUGUCAAGAGGACUUUGUUUUUUUUGUUAAUUUUUUUUUUAAGGUAAGAAUGCAUUUUGCUGCACUGUUCCGUAUGCGUCACUGCCUGUAUAUCGUAAUAAUGAGACCGGAUCUGACCAGCCGCCGCUUGCGCGAGACAACAUUGAAGUUUGUAUAUGUACUUAGUUUAGGACUAUCUCCGACAUACACACAUACAUACACACACCAUACACACGAGUCUCAUGUACCCCAGAACGUUUUUUUGAUAUUGUAAAUAUUCUGAAAUAAAUAAUCGUUUUUAUUCA
Acromyrmex echinatior (Panamanian leafcutter ant) is the source of this 7108-nucleotide messenger RNA. Its product is annotated as neural cell adhesion molecule 2. Gene Ontology annotation, molecular function: protein binding. NCBI's taxonomy places the organism in Eukaryota, Metazoa, Arthropoda, Insecta, Hymenoptera, Formicidae. The record is from RefSeq and is a predicted model, not a curated record.